AAAGGGAAAAAGGCAAAAGAAUCAGACAGGCAGCAGUCCAAAGGUCACGCCUCCGCCCCCCCACCCCCAACCAAAUCUUCACCUGCUCUGCAGAUCGCCGGCGAUCUACUCGCUAGCCGCCUCCGAUAACCGCUGGCGCCAGGCAGCACCCGCCUGCUCCUCUUACGGGAGCCCAGGGAACAGCACAGCGCCGUGGAAAUCUGUAGCAGCGGCGGUGGGACGAAGCGAGAGAAGAGGGGAUGACUAGCCUGUCGAUCACGGUGAUGACGCUGAACCUGCACGAAGGGGAGCAGCCGAGCGAGAGCCCCAACACCUGGGAGAAGCGACGGGACAUCUGCGUCAGCGUCAUCACCAGCUACUCCCCCACCAUCCUCUGCACACAGCAAGGCUUGAGAUGGCAGUUGGACUACCUACAACAGUGCUUGCCUGGUUAUGAACAGUUUGGCAUCUCAAGAAAAGGCUCACAGGACACCGCUGAUGAAUACUGCACAAUAUUUUAUGAAAAAGAGAAGGUGGAGCUUACUGAAGGUGGCACAUUUUGGUUAUCAGAAUCACCAUCAGUGCCAGGAAGCAUUUCAUGGGGAGCAACUGCACCCUGCAUUGCAACAUGGGCAACAUUUCAACUCAAAAGAGUAGAACCACCUGGAUUCAGCUUCCAGAUCGUAAAUACAAAUCUUGAUGAAGUUAGCCCUCGUGCUCGACGAAGAAGUGCGUUGCUUACAUGGCAACAUAUAGCAUCCUUGCCUCCCAAUUUGCCUGUUAUCUAUUGUGGAGGCUUCAACACGCAGAAGGAAUCUAUGACCGGGCGGUUUUUGCUUGGCAGAUCCAGAGAACAUGGUGUUGUGGGUGAUAUGCGAGAUGCUUGGCCAAAUGCUCGGGUGCGAAAAAAUGUUUCAUUAAUACACACAUAUCAUGGAUUUAAAGGGGAGAAACAAGGCGCGGUAGAAUUUCUCAAAUUAAUAUUUAGAGCUCUUUGCUUGUGCUGGGAUCGACAGACACAGGACUUGCAUAUUGACUGGAUCCUAUUUAGAGGGCGCCCACUCGUACCAGCACUUUGUGAGGUCAUAAAUGAUAACAUAGACGGUGUUUAUCCAUCCUCACACUUUCCCAUUUUUGCUGAGUUUUUGCUUCCACGCUCAGUUCGUUUAGCUGAGACAGCUUCAUAGUUGUUGGUAUGUUCUUGUUAUGAGAUUUUGUUUGUUGUUCUUAUUUCCCAUCCUUAUUUCCAUUAUGCAACAACAGCCCUUGAGCCCAUCUCCGGGUUUCUUUUGUCAUGCCAUUCAACAAAACAAGACCAUUAACAUGUGCAGCCCUUGUCAUGAGGCUUGUUCCAGGCAAUGGAGUUAUUCUGUUACCUCUGCUUGCUAUCUUUUUUUGGUUCACAUAUUCUUUAUACCGUUCUUGAGAUUUUCAUGUAUAUAACUGUAUCUUUACAUGUUCUCUAUGACAAUGGUGAGAUCUUGAAGUAAAUUCACUGAUGUAAUGAAAAAAAAUCAAGGUUUUCA
Molecule: messenger RNA, 1505 nt
Organism: Setaria italica (foxtail millet)
Lineage: Eukaryota; Viridiplantae; Streptophyta; Magnoliopsida; Poales; Poaceae
Exons: 7
Coding region: 240-1166 (308 amino acids)
Molecular function (GO): 3'-5'-RNA exonuclease activity
Source: RefSeq, a predicted model, not a curated record